Messenger RNA from Porites lobata, 3433 nucleotides. The record is from the annotation of a GenBank genome assembly. Lineage: Eukaryota; Metazoa; Cnidaria; Anthozoa; Scleractinia; Poritidae.
AUGCCAUUCUGGCAGCCCUUCAGAAGCUUGCUGAUGAGGCGCGGGUUUCUGGUGAUCCGUCGGCCCCGCGAUAUGAAGCAAUUCUUCGCCAGACCAGACCCCUUUCCUCUUCCGUGGAGUUUGGUGAUAUCAUUACUCGUCUCGUUGGCAGUAAAGAGGAGAGCGAGGUUGCCAAUUCUAUCCCCAAGAUGUCCAGACAACGGGGUUCCAGUGGUUUCCAUCCCUACGCAAGAUGGAAUACGCCGCAACGCUCGUCCCCUUAUGUUCGAGAUGUUCCGCCUCGCGGCUCACGUAGGGGGCGUGGAGUCUGUUUUAACUGUGGUCAGCGCGGACAUUUCCAAAGACAGUGUACUUCUUUUUUAUCUUAAGAAGUUGUCAUUAAAGUUGUGUGGGAAUUACCUUUGCUUUCAUUUAUUUUCUCUUAGUUGUUACUCUUCCCUUGCGUACCAGUAUUGUCGUGCCUUGGGUGCGGGUGUCUAAUGCCUUUUAUGCCUCUUUGAGGUUGCUUAAGGCCGGCAAUUCUGGUGGGCUUCCCUCGCUCUCCCUCUUAGGUUUCCGUUGUUUUGUUUCAGGAAUCGCUUCCUUGUGUCUCGUUCGAUCCUGAGUUCUUUGCGUCUAUUUCUUGUGAAUCACCGCCUAGUGUCACGCAGAAGUGGUGUAACUGGGAGGGCGAGCCCACCAGUUUUGUCGGCCCAGUCCCCUCGCCUCAACAGGUGGCUGCCUUACGCGUUCAAGCUAGUCCACGCAUGCUCACUUUCAGAGACCCGUCUUUUUUUGUUCCUGGUCAGCUUCAUAACAACUUAGCUCAAUGGGAGUUCAUUGCUGAACAUUUUCCUCCUAAAAGGGAGCCAAUGUGUUUUGUCCGAGAUAAAGUGAAUGUGGCGUCCUUCGUUGUUCCCUUUAAAGGCAAGUUCGCGGGAAAAUUUUUCAAUUCACCAUUUCCCCCUAAGAUGGAAUUUCCUAACAGCCCUAUUUGUGCUCAGUUUGAGGAAUUUAUUUCCUCUACUAUAACAGAUCGCGUUAAAAACGGCUCUCUUGUAUUUUGGGGCAGGGUAGGUCAAGUUGAAGCUCCUCAUCUUGUUAUGCCUAUAACUGUUGAGCCUUCGAAGCCAAGAAUGUGUCACGAUGAACGGUUCCUAAAUUUGUGGAUCAAAGAUUGCCCCUUUUCCCUAGAUUACCUUUCUGAUCUUCCAAGAUACAUUGGUUCUGGUCAUUAUCAGAUCGUGUGUGAUGACAAAAGUGGCUAUGACCAUAUUUGUCUUUCCCCCUCCAGCAGACGCUAUUUGGACUUAAGUGGAAGGCCUGUUAUUUCGUGUACAAUACCCUCCCCUUCGGGUGGAAGGCGAGUGCGUAUGUGUAUUACACAACUGGUUUAUUGGCAACAAGUUAUAUAAGAACUUUGGGCGUUCCCUGUUCCCAGUACAUCGAUGAUCGCCAUGCAGGACAGCUUAUGGUUCGCAGGGACCCCAAUCUACCAGUUUGGUCCGACUUUGAAUUAGCUGAGGCGGCGGCUUAUAUUGUCGUUUCAGUUCUUACUUCACUGGGGUAUACCCUUGCUCUAUCGAAGUCGUCUCUCGUCCCUUCCCAGCGCGUGCGUUUUUUGGGUUACCUUUGUGACUCUCUUUUGUUAGCGUUCGUCCUUACAGAAGACAAAAAGCUCAAGUUUAAGACCUUAAGAGAAUCUAUUCUGUCUCAAGAUACUGUGAAUCUUAAGACUCUGCAACGCUUUGCAGGCAAAACCACUUCGUUUUCUAUCGCGGUACCCGCGGCUCGACUUUAUACUCGCGCCUCGUUCCGUGCUAUCUCAUCCUGCAUCAAGUCCCCUCAUAAGUCCAUUAAAGUCUCGGGCGAUUUGCGAAGGGAAAUCCUUUACUGGAGAUUUCUGGACAACUGGCAAGGUUGUCUCCCCUGGUUCGAAGAGAGGCAUGUUGUCAUGACUACGUAUUCUGAUGCAUCCAACUCUGGCUGGGGUGGUGUCUUUCCCGAUGAAUCUGGAAAUUCCUUUGAAGUACGCGACUACUGGACACCCUCCGAUCGCUCGCAGCCGAUUGUCAUUAGGGAGGCCCUGGCCCUCAAGAAUACCAUUCUGGCCGGUGCGGGAUCUCUUGCGGCCUCCCGAAUUGACGCUCACGUGGACAGUCUUCCCUUAGUUCGUGCAUGGUCCAAUCAGGGUGGUAAGAGCAAAGCUCUUUCCGACGUCAUCCAAGCCAUCUAUGAAACCACUUUGAGGUUUAAUAUCGCCCUGUCCUUAGUGUAUGUCCCCUCGGGGGAUAAUCCAGCAGACACCCCCUCCAGGGCCCUCUCGGACAGUGAUUGCAUGCUGUCUCCUCGUUUUUGGAGAGAAGUCGAGCGGUGUUGGGGCCCUCAUUCCAUCGAUCUAAUGGCUUUAGAUUCUAAUGCUCCCCGUGACUCUCAUGGCGUGCGUUUGAGGCAUUUCACCCCCUGGCCUAGUGUGGAGUCUGCGGGAGUCAAUAUUUUCACUCAAACCCUCCAGCCCUCGGACAACGCGUACGUUUUCCUUCCUUUGGCUUUGGUUGGGAUAGUCUUGCGCUUUUUAUCCUCCCAGCCUUGUCCUUUUACCUUUGUUACUCCUGAUCCUCAUCCCCGUCGUUACUGGUGGCCUAUUAUUUCAGGCCGCUCUACAGAUUCGGUCCGCCUCGGCGCUUUGGGCGACCUUGACGUACUUUUGUUUCCUACUCCGAAUGGCUCAUUCCUUACCAAGCCUUUACCUUGGGACCUUUGGGCGUUUAGGGUACGUCCUAAUCCCUGUAUUUCUGUUUAGGGUUUGUUUUCGGUCCCCCGCGUUUGGCGCCCAGCUGUACAGUGUAACGAAUGCUCGUAUCCAAAUGAUGACUGUUUCCAGUUCUGUCAGCGAUGUGGGCUCCAAAGAUAUGGUUCUAAUGCUUUGGGUCCCUCCUCCAAGAAGUUUAAGAUUGACUUAGAACAGUUAGAAGCCAGAAUUAAAGAUCUCGACUCCGCCAGAGCCUCUACAGCCUACCAACGCCAGAAAUCACAGUUGGAGGCUGAGUUUUCGGGUUUCCUGGCAUCUUUGCAACCACGCAAGAGUCUAUUUUCCUCCACACCGAGGGACAUUGUCAGAUUUUUGGUCUGGAAAGAUGGGAAGGGCAAAACGAUGGUGCACAAAGACUCGUGUCAGUUCUUCGGUUUACAGGGCAAACAGACCUGUAACUGUCCCACUCGGUUAUCUGCAGGCACAGUGGACUCCCUUAUCGGAAAACUGCGAUCUAUUUUCAAUGCGUUGGGCCGUACCAGUGACUGGGAUGAUCGCUUUGGUUCUGGAAAUCCUGCCUCGCACUUAUGCGUCAAGCAGUAUCUUAAGUCUAUUCAAUCGGAGCAGUCACAGGCCAGGGUAUCUCCGAAGCAAGCCACCCCGUCUUCUUUGACAAGUACAAGAAGCUCGUGUACUACCUAA